Tricharina praecox is the source of this 1045-nucleotide messenger RNA. RefSeq lists its product as uncharacterized. The transcript is spliced from 3 exons. The record is from RefSeq and is a predicted model, not a curated record. Lineage: Eukaryota; Fungi; Ascomycota; Pezizomycetes; Pezizales; Pyronemataceae. The coding region runs from base 141 to 953 and encodes 270 amino acids.
CUCGUCAAACUAGCGGCCCGUAUCUGUACAUGGGAUAUAUAGUGGUAGGCUGAGAGACCUAUGUAUAUAAGUAGAGGCGGUACCCCUCUCCUCUCUUGCGUUCAUACGUUCUAUCAUCCAGUCAGCAACUAUCGUUCACCAUGAAUUCGAAGCUCCUUCUCGCUUUCGUCUUCGCAGCCGUGGCGGCAGCAGCACCACAAACAACUGCCGUCCCUACUGAUGUUCCAGCGUGCAAUUAUGCGUGCAUUGAUAUUGUGGCGUCAGUGACGUCCUGCAGCCUGACCGACGUCAAGUGUCUCUGCGCUGACCUCGAGGGCAACCGGCUCGCAUGGCAGUGUCUCCUCGGGGUGUGCACCACAGCAGACUUGGCCAAAACACUGAAGCUCAACGACGACUACUGUGCCGCCAACGGCUACGUAUACUCCGACGCGGCGAUCGCAUACAUCACCGGCAGCGCCUCCUCCGCCGCCUCGCUCCCGACCAGCAGCAGCACUGGCACGGUCACUCGAGCGACCUCCACUGGCAGUAGCGGCGGCAGCAGCGGGAUCUCCACCGGCGCAAUCGUCGGCAUCGCGAUCGGCGCGGCGGUGAUCGUAAUUGCGAUCGCAAUCGGCGCGUUCCUUGUCAUGCGACGCCGCCGCCGCCGUCCCACAGCCGUCGUCGUCGCACGUCCUCCGAACGCGAACGCACAGUACCCGUCGAAACCGGGAAUGGUCCAGCAACAGGUGCAGCAGAAUCCUAUGUACCAGGGCGCACAACAACAAAACACGCCUAUGUACCAGGGCACACAGCAACAACAAAACCCAGCACAGUUCUACACACCGACAACGUCGCCGCCACCACAGCAGCAGAAUUACACUCCUGCGCCGGUGUACGAGCUGGAUCCUGGCGCCGCAACGACAGGGUCGCACGAGGUGGCUGGCGACAGCCAGUGGCAAAAAGGGAAGAAAUAAGGGGGAUCACAAAUAACGGGAGGAAGCAAGGGGAUCAGGGGGGAAGGGGAAGGAAGUAGGAGGAGAAAUCACCACACGUAUGCAUGCAUAGG